Molecule: messenger RNA, 1820 nt
Organism: Gadus chalcogrammus (walleye pollock)
Lineage: Eukaryota; Metazoa; Chordata; Actinopteri; Gadiformes; Gadidae
Product: E3 ubiquitin-protein ligase TRIM39-like
Exons: 2
Coding region: 26-1660 (544 amino acids)
Molecular function (GO): protein binding; zinc ion binding
Source: RefSeq, a predicted model, not a curated record
UGAAAGACAGAAACCACAGCAAGGAAUGGCCUCUGCUAAAAAAUCCUGUACUGAAGAUAACCUUUUAUGUUCCAUCUGUCUGGAUGUGUUCAGAAACCCAGUUUCUACACGAUGUGGACACAACUUCUGCAGAACCUGUAUUACAAAGUUCUGGGAUAAAAAACAAAACUACAAUUGUCCUAUUUGCAACCAUCUGUUCCAAACUAGACCUUAUCUACAGGUCAAUACCCUUUUAUCAGAGAUGGCCGCUCAGUGUAGAACAUCCGUACCAGUAAAAGUGCAGCCAUGUGUUGAACCAGCAGAAGUUCCCUGUGACGUCUGUACUGGGACCCAGCUGAAGGCCGUGAAGUCCUGCCUAGUGUGUCUUAUCUCUUACUGCCAAACCCACCUGGAGCCACAUCAGAGAGUCGCAGGCCUGAAGAAACAUCGGCUGGUCGAGCCUAUGGACCGUCUGGAAGAAAUAAUGUGCAAGAAACACAAUCAACUACUGGAGCUCUAUUGCUUGAUUGACCAGGUUUGUGUGUGUCAGAUCUGCACAGAGACAGACCACAGGUUCCAUCAUGCUGUACCUCUAAAGGAGGAAUAUGAAGUGAAGCUGGCCCAGCUGGGGAAGAUGGAGGCUGAAGUUCAGCAGAUGAUCCAUGAGAGAAAACAAAAGAUUAAGGAGAUUAAAGACACAGUCAAACGCAGCAAAGCAGACGCAGCAAGAGAGAUAGCGGGAAGUGUGCAGGUCCUCACUGCUCUGAUGCACCAAAUUGAAAAGUGCCAGGAGGAUCUCAACCAAAUGGUUAAAGAGAGACUGAAAGACACAGAGAAACAAGCUGAAGACCUCAUCAAAGAGCUUGAGCAGGAAAUAGAAGAUCUGACCAAUAAAAGCUCAAAAGUGAAGCCGCUCUCACACAUUGAAGACCACUUCCACUUCCUCCAGGCCUUCAGAUCCCUGACGGAUCCUCCACCCACCAGGGACUGGAUGACAGUGGAGGUCCGUCCUCCGUCACACGUAGGGACCUUGAGGAGAUCCCUGGAUCAGCUGGAGGAGACACUGAGCAUGGAGAUGAAGAAGCUGCCUGAUGGUGAACUGAAGAGUGUCCAGCAGUAUGAAGUAGAUGUUACUCUGGAUCCUGAUACAGCUCAUCCCAGGCUCAUCCUGUCUAAAGAUGGGAAACUAGUACGUGAUGGAGUUGUAGAGAAGGAAGUCCCAGACAACCCCAGACAAAGAUUUACAAAGUAUAUACAUGUUCUCACGAGGCAGAGCUUCUCCUCAGGGAGAUUUUACUUUGAGGUCCAGAGUAAAGACAAGACUGCAUGGUAUAUAGGAGUGGCCAGAGAGUCCAUCGACAGAAAAGGUGAGAGCUUAAUGACCCCUGAGACGGGUUACUGGUCUCUUUUCUUGGAUGGAGGGAAGAAGGGUUUGGUAUUUACUGAUUUCCCGCCAGUCCGUGUCCCUCUGAGAGCUGAGCUCCAGAAGGUGGGGGUGUUUGUUGAUUAUGAUGAGGGUCUGGUCUCCUUCUAUGAUGUGGAAGCCAGGGUUCAUCUCUACUCUGCUACUGGCUGCACCUUUAGUGAGCCUCUCUAUCCAUUCCUUUGUCCAUGUAACUAUGAUUAUGAAGGUACAAACUCUGCCCCCCUGAUCAUCUCACCUGUCAAUCAAACAGACUAGGACCUUUGUUUGGAUAAUAAAAUAAAAACAACCCAAACAACUGAUUAUGUUUCUUGAAUUAGAAUCUAUACUAUGUGAGAUCUGAGAGCUCUGCAUUCAUGUUGUACUGCUGGCAUUUAACAACGAGAGAUUCAGAAGGAAGUGAACCCUGAAUAUUAAA